Symbiodinium sp. CCMP2456 is the source of this 777-nucleotide messenger RNA. The record is from the annotation of a GenBank genome assembly. Lineage: Eukaryota; Dinophyceae; Suessiales; Symbiodiniaceae.
AUGGCUCCGUUCAAUGCUCGCGGUCGUACUCGGCUGGUGGGGUACGGUCUUUGCUUGGCUGCCACCUUGCUGAUUCACUCCCUCAGCUUUGUGCCAGCUCCGGGUUCGACGGCUCCGCCCCCUUCGCCUCGUGGAUCACACCAGGUUGCCGGGCUCGCAGCUGCAUCAUUGAUGACCAUGCCAACCGAAGCAUGGGCUAAAGGAGGUCAAUGGGGUCCUUUGGAAGGGAAGCUGUCCAGCUUGGUCCACCCAGUCAUCAUGGCCUCGUUGUUCUUUGCGACGCUGUAUGCUGGCUUCCUUGGAUGGCAAUGGCGUCAAACCCGCGAGAUGGGUGUUGAGCUCAGCGGCUUGCGGAAGCAACUGCCAAAGGAGGAGACUGAAGAAGAGUCGUCGGCCGUGAAGGCCUUGAAAGCACAGAUCAGCAAGUUGGACUCCGAGCGGAAGGAGAUGGUCAAGGCUGGUUACAAAGAUCAGCACUACACGGUGAGCUCCAUUCUUCUUGGCGGUGGCGUGUUCUUCACAUGCUACGGGGUGUUCAACACAUGGUUCCGGGCAGAGAAGCUUUUCCCGGGACCACACUUGUUUGCUGGCGCUGCAAUCGUUGUCCUGUGGGCACUGGCAGCAGCUUUGGUGCCUUACAUGGAGAAGGGCAACGACAGUGCUCGCAAUGCGCACAUUGCGCUUAACGGCGUCAACGUGCUACUUUUCGCGUGGCAGUUGCCAACUGGUUUCGAGAUUGCACAGAAAGUGUGGGGACUCGCCAUCCCAUGGAUCUGA